AUGACGUCCUCACUUGGUGACGUGUCAGUUUGUUUACAGCGGUCCCUGCUCUGCAGCUGCACAGGCAUGGCUGUGGAUAUAACUUUACUUUUCAAAGCCAGUGUCAAGACAGUAAAAACCAGGAACAAGGCGAUAGGAAUCGGCUUUGACUCUACCAAAGAUGACAUUUUCAAGAGGAGCAGACCCAAGAGUGGCUUCUCUCCGAAGGCGAAAGAAGUGGUCACGAACAUCACCAAGCUCAAAGACUUUCUGUUACAACACAGGAAAGAUUAUGUGAGCGUCGGAAGUCUCAUCUCAUCGGAUCUUACCCGUAUGACGGACAAUGAGCGAGACCAGAUUGACCAGGAUGCUCAGAUCUUCAUGAGGACCUGUUCUGAGGCCAUCAAGCAGCUACGCAAUGAAGCAGCGAAGCAGGUGACAUCAGCCCAAAUAAAGGAGCACAGAGGGGCAGUGUUGGACCUCAUUGAAAUGUAUCUAAGAGGAGUAUGUAAGCUGUACUCUGAGCAGCGAGCAAUCAGAGUCAAGAGAAUGGUGGACAAGAAGAGGCUGUCAAGACUGGCACCAGAGAACCACAAUCGGGUGGAGAGAAAGCCAGAGGUGGAGCUCUUGGAGGAGAAGACUGUCAAGGAGGAAAGCUCUGAGAAGAGUGUGUCAGAGGUCCUGGGCAACCCUGUCAACCCGUGGGAGGAGGGCCGAGUGGAGGACGAGCUCUCUCCCGAGGAGAUCCAGAUGUUUGAGCAGGAAAACCAGAGGUUGGUGAGUGAGAUGAACAGCCUGGUGGAUGAAGUGAGGCAAAUCGAGGGGAAGGUGGUGGAGAUCUCCCGACUGCAAGAGAUCUUUGCUGAGAAAGUCCUGCAACAAGAAACAGAGAUAGACAGUAUUCAUCAGCUGGUUGUGGGUGCUACAGAAAACGUCAAAGAAGGCAAUGAGGAUAUACGAGAGGCCAUCAAAAACAAUGCUGGCUUCCGUGUAUGGAUCCUGUUCUUCCUGGUCAUGUGCUCUUUCUCUCUCCUCUUCCUGGACUGGUAUGACAGCUAACACAACUAGCCAGCAUGGACUCUAUACGACAGGAAACCAUUUGGCUCUGGCGCAUAUUGGUUAUCUCGUAAAGUGCCGAUGACAACACUGAGACUGAAUGUACAGUUUACCAUGCUGGACCUGGUGUACAAAGUGUUCUUCAUGAAGAUUCUGUGUUCAAGUGGAGAUGGCAGUUCGUUCUUCCCUGAUGCUAACUAUCUAUUAAUCUUUGUCCAGUGCUUUCCGGACAGAUUCAGUGUUUGAAAGCACUUCUAUGGAGGCGAGCUUUGUAUGGAGCGCUGUGUCCACUUUAAGUGUGUGUGUGUGUGUGUGGUUGGACAGUCAGUCUUUCUCAACCACUAAAAGCAGUGAUCAUGGUUUGAUUGGCAGCAACUAUUUCUGUAUGACUGACUGGGGGGAAAAAGGAUACUGGCAUUACAUUGACUUUUCUGUCUCAUGUACACUAUUUAAAUAGAUGAUAAACUUGUGUCCCUCAAUGAUAUAAAUUAUACUUCACUGUCAAAUGCUAAGAAUAUUUUGCUUUCCAGGCAAUUAUGAGGAGCAGAACAAUUCAUUUGAUAUCCAUCACUGCAAAACUGUACUGACACACCACUCACAUUCUAGUAAAACUAAUUAAAUUAA
Messenger RNA from Siniperca chuatsi (mandarin fish), 1659 nucleotides. It is a transcript of the gene stx18, whose product is annotated as syntaxin 18. Gene Ontology annotation, cellular component: SNARE complex; endoplasmic reticulum; membrane. Bases 1 to 1038 code for a protein of 345 amino acids. Gene Ontology annotation, biological process: retrograde vesicle-mediated transport, Golgi to endoplasmic reticulum; intracellular protein transport. The transcript is spliced from 11 exons. Gene Ontology annotation, molecular function: SNAP receptor activity. The record is from RefSeq and is a predicted model, not a curated record. NCBI's taxonomy places the organism in Eukaryota, Metazoa, Chordata, Actinopteri, Centrarchiformes, Sinipercidae.